AUCUCCUCAGCUUAAGCUGUAGCGUUAGCAUUAUAGCACUCGACCUACUCCAGACGCUGCAACAUGUCCGCGCUACUCCGAGGACUCGCCCGACUUGGCUCAUCUCCGGCUCUGCGGAGGACAGCCCUCACUCAGCGGGCUAACAUUACAACCAAACCCGCAAAAGAUGCCAUAGGACCAGCUGAGACCACCAUUGGUUUUGCGAUGUUUACAGUGGCCCUCCUUGUUCCAUCCGGUUGGGUCCUGGCUAACCUUGAGAACUACAAGAAGAAGAACGUCUGAAAAUGAAGCCUGUGACGAUCACUUUCUUCCAAAGCCGUACGGGGACCACUGGAACCUCUGACCUACCUGUCCUUCAAAAAGGCAGUUUACCUUCUCUCCUUCACAACCGUCUCUAAAAUGUUGAAGUCAAUGAAUGACAAUGACUUACAAUAAAUAAUUGGUGAUCUUAUGGCUCUUUCUGUGGAUGUUACACACUUAAAAUAAAAAUGUUAUUUAAAUCUAAA
Clarias gariepinus (North African catfish) is the source of this 506-nucleotide messenger RNA. Its product is annotated as cytochrome c oxidase subunit 8B, mitochondrial. Gene Ontology annotation, biological process: mitochondrial electron transport, cytochrome c to oxygen. Gene Ontology annotation, cellular component: mitochondrion. The transcript has 2 exons. NCBI's taxonomy places the organism in Eukaryota, Metazoa, Chordata, Actinopteri, Siluriformes, Clariidae. Bases 64 to 282 code for a protein of 72 amino acids. The record is from RefSeq and is a predicted model, not a curated record.